AUGGUUGAUGUUCAAGAACAACAUGUUGAUGAGAUUCAAGAACAAGUCAUGGAAGAUGUCAUUGAUGAACAAGUUCAAAACUUCAUGAUGAUUGGUGAGUCUUCUGAACCUUUUGAUGUUAACAAUGUUCUUCGAAGAGUAGCUGUUAUUCAAAGAAAAAGAAAAGCUAGAGAAGUGUUGUUAUUGGAAUGGAAGAUGAAGCAGUUUGUUCUUGUUGGAGAUGCUCGCUUAGUGCCUUAUAGUGUUAAGGAAAUUGCUCGUCAAAUGAAAAUAAAAGAAAGGCGAAGAAAGGCAAGGAUAGCACGUGGAGAGAUCGUCGAUGAUGAUUCGGAUAUAGAGUUAUUUGGAGAUGAUGAAGAAGAAGAUGAAGAUGAUAAUGAUGAUAAGAAAGAUGACAAACCUGAUGAUAAAGAAGAUUAG
This is a messenger RNA of Helianthus annuus (common sunflower), 420 nucleotides long. Its product is annotated as aspartic acid-rich protein-like. The record is from RefSeq and is a predicted model, not a curated record. The coding region runs from base 1 to 420 and encodes 139 amino acids. The transcript has a single exon. Lineage: Eukaryota; Viridiplantae; Streptophyta; Magnoliopsida; Asterales; Asteraceae.